AUGAGGGUGGACCUUCUGCCGGGCGGAUCAGAUCCACGCCUAUCCCAGACUCGAUCGAGUGUCGCGUCACCGUUGCAAAGCCAGCGGAACAUUACGAGGUAUCUUCACUGUGGCGUUUGCCGAACAAGCGCAGUGCCUUUCAAUAGAGCACGUCCCACGCCGCUUGAUGCUGCCACCAAGGACCUGGCUUGUCCGAACGUUCCGCGCUUGUUCCGCGAACGACGAUCCUGUCACGACUCUUGCGGUCACUCGGCCGCAGGUGACAAAGACAAGACAAAGCAAGACGCGUCGUCGUCACGGCAGCGCUUUAUUCAAAUGAUCCGAUACUGA
This is a messenger RNA of Peronospora matthiolae, 330 nucleotides long. NCBI's taxonomy places the organism in Eukaryota, Oomycota, Peronosporomycetes, Peronosporales, Peronosporaceae. The record is from the annotation of a GenBank genome assembly.